GUUAGUUUCUGUAAUAACGGGGAUCGGGACACGCUUCGAGUAUCGGUAAAUACGAAGUAAUCCUUAUCUAUCGUGGCUGCGCGAGAAUAAAGGGAAGUCGUUUCUCUGUGCAAGUGUACACGGAUGCACGAAUUCGACGGGCGAACACAGUGUGAACAGGAGGUAGAACGAGCUUUAAUCCUGGAAGUAGAACAUGCGUCCACGAAUGCGUCGACGGUCGUUCGCAAUCGUUUGCCAACACAGGCGUUAUAAAUUUUCGCACCCUCUCGAACGGCUCGACGAUACGGCGAAUCCCGUCGAGAGCAACGCAAUCGUAUUAACAAGGAAGCACAAUUACAUUCUAUGCUAACGAUAAGUGUUCAUAUUCGCUGAACAGACUUUUACCUCGACAAAACUCUGUGCUCUGACGUUUUAAGCUAAUGUUUCAUUCUUAACGUUCAAAUGAUUCGAAUCGUAUAUAUUUACGUGGAUAGGUUGUCGUUGGGGUAACCGGAAGGAUGUAGGUAACGCAUUAUUAUAUGUUAGGCAUGACCAGGUGCCAUUUUGAAAGCCAUAUGGUGUACAACGGAUGGUAAUGCAGGAAGUGUAUAUUCCUAGCAAUCAUUUAUGUGUAACGCAUGAAUGAUGUUAGGUGCACUAGUCUCGUUAAAGUCAUUUAUGUGGACAACCCUAUUUUCAAAUGGUGGAUUUGGAGAUACAGGGAAUUGGAGAUUUAAGACCUUGGGCAUUCUGGAGUUAGAGGUCUGCAAGUUUGGGGAUCAGGUUAAAUUAGAAGUCUAAGAAUUUGGAGAUUUGAGGAUUUGUGAGGUGCAGGUAGGAAAUAAGGGAUUUGUGAAGAUGGAGUCAAUUUACAAAGUGGAAGAUCUAGGAAUCUAGAAAUGUGAAGAUUUUGAUGCUUUAUGAAGGGUAAUUAAAUGAGGACUAGUAAUAAAACGUGGCUGUAAAGCCACCACUUGGUCAUGCCUGUUAUAUGUGAUUAGAAUAACAAGAAAUUACUAACGUUGACACCUAAUGGUUCAUCGUUUUCUAUAGGGAAUAUACUAUAACUUCGAUCAAGCUUUGUAACAAUCGAUAACCACUGAGGCUGAUUCAUACACCGAUGCAACAACCGUUUUAUAAACAUUUUUAAUUCGACAGUGAUUUAGCAAUAACCGCGGAACAGUGUAUUCAACCGUUCCGGAAACGAUCGUGUCUCUUCUUUAUACCGCAGCUUGAUGAACAGUUGUUGGGCCACCGAACGUUCUUGAGGUUAGGUUUCUGGUUCGAGGAUUAGCAGUACAAACACUCACCGAUAGACUCGCUUAAUGUUCACGUAAGGCCUAAGACGACAGAUAUUCGUGUUUUGCUGCUUCAUCGGGCGCAAUUGCAAACGACAACACUAUUAAUCGAGGACCAUUGCUUUUCCAUUGUCAGGGGGGAUGGCGUGCGUGUUUCGAAGUCGUUUGGCGUGCAGAUGACCACGCGCGAUUCAGUUUCGAUUUGCUUGCGGCUGGUGCGCGUAAGACGAUUAAAUACCCCCUUGCCUUUGUAUCGCGUUAAUAUUCGAUGUUUGUGAAGCGGAGAGGAAUCGUCUGGGACCGGUUUGUCUGCAGGCCAAAACUAACAGAGGGGAAUCACGCGAGACGAGUUUCGAUUAGUGCGCUUUGAUAAUCACUACGGAUACACCUGGCGAAUUCGAAUGUAGUAUUAAUGAUUAAGUAACAUGUACAGGAUAAUACGAGAGUGUCGUCGUUCUUCUGGAGUAUGGCAUAUGGUUCUUGUCACGCGAGAAUUUACAUCUUGGAGGAGUUUGGCAACCAGCUAGCCUUUUAGAACUGGAGGUAACCAACCAUUUGAGUCCCUGAGGAUCUUGGAACAGCCUAGGAGUCCUAGAGACUGGAUCGUAGGAAUCUGAGGACCUUGGAACUGUACAGCCUAGGAGUCCUAGAGACUGGACCGUAGGACUCUGAGGAUCUUGAAACUGUACAGCCUAGGAGUCCUAGAGACUGCAUCGUAGGACUCUGAGGAUCUUGAAACAGCCUCGGAGUCCUAGAGACUGGACCAUAGGAAUCUGAGGAUCUUGGAACUGUAAGACCUAGGAAUUCCAGAAACCAUUGGUACCUAGAGACUAAAGGUGUUAGGAUUAGUCCUAACCCUAGGAAUCUUGGAACCAUGGGACCUAAGGAUUCUAGGAAUGUGAGGGUGUUUCCCAGAAGAUAAAUUUGAACAAAUGUGCCUAAUCUAAUCCUCUUGGAUUAUCCUAACAGCAUGAUGGGCAUUCUCCUCUCUUAAUCAAAAUAUGCCUCCAUCCUAACGUACAUUUUCCCGUAACGAGAACUAUGAAUGAGUUUGAAAGGAAUGGGCAACAGUGAUGCGACUCGAGACCAGAAUAUAAUUGUACGCGAUAGUGAAGAUAUUAACGAUAGGAUUAUAUAUAGCGCGCUCGAGCAUUAUGUACAUUUUAGGAGGACGCAUUAACUCAUUAGUAACUCAUUGUAUAGAGGCACGAUAAUUAGCGCGUACAAGCAUCGCACAAUACUUUCGUAGACGCAUAGAUAUGUAUACAGUCGUUGUCUUUAACGUAAGACCACCAUCAUCGUAUUCGUACUCCUCGUUUACGCUGGCAACAAAAUGAAGCCUUUAUUGUGCCUACCAACGAUUAGAGGGAGCAAAGAACGGGAGAAUGGCAAAGGUGGGAGCGAAAGUAGGUGAACGAACUUUCAGCUACAUUUUAACGCUUCAUUGCCACUACCUUUUACACAUAAAAAAAUUAUUAAAAUUUGUGAAGUCAUCCACUGUAACCUCUUAUGGAUAAUAACCCUUUUCAAGUUUACAAUAAGGUAUUUGAUCUGUCUUGUUGAUACAUAAAAUUAAAAUUGUUCACGUUUCUUCAAAAUUAGACUCAACAGGAGCCAAAGUUCGAUCACUUACUCAUUGCAUUUUCUAGGGUGCAAACUGACAUGCAGAUUGACCAGAAUCAAGUUGUCGUUGCUUGUAUGCGAAGGAAUUUACAGGGUGGCUCAAAAAAAAUGUUCACCAUAAGUACUGCAAAACUGAAUCUCAACACUUGAAGUGGGAGCUGGAGUUAUGAAGAUCUGAGGAUCUAGGAAUUUGAGAAUUUGGAAAUCUAAAGUUUGGAAUCUCAAGAGAACUUAUAAAAUUAGGGAUCAGGUUAAUCUGAGUUUGGGAAUUCUCCCAGAAUCACCACUAUCCCUAAGAGUCUAAUUUCCACAAAAUUGUCUUAGAGUUCUGAAAUUCCUGUAAGCUAACCUCCUGCGAAUUGCAAAAAGUUGACAGUUUCUACAGCGUACAUCUUUUUCGAAACUCCCUGUAGAUCCGAAGAAACAUAAAAAAGGAGACUGCUGUCAAGACAAUUUAAUCGCGGGUGAAAGAGCGUGCUCGGAAGAUUGUCAAGGUUAUGCCUGUCGCGAGUUUCGUUGCUCGAUUAUUUUCCGAAGACUUUGGAAAUCGAUCGAUCUCGUAGUAAAAGUCAGCGAAUCAUUUACAAUUCGUGUUCGACGCGUUUGUUUGAAUCGCAUACACGCAGCAAGCGCGAAGGUACUGCAACUGAUGGUCUCACAGUACACUGUUUGUGUAUACUACGUACACGCGUACACACACACGCACACUUAUUUGGAAGCCACGAUACGAUCAUCUUCGUUGCUUUUUAUAUAUUUAUAUAACUCGUCGCAAAUUUGUAUGAACACAAACGACUUCGACUGCUUGCUAGCGUUAACGCGUUCGUGCCCGUUCGGGUAGAUUUACCCGUGUCAGAAAGGCUGCAUCUGUUACGUCGGGAUCGAACGUGUUAAGGCAACUUAUUACACCAGUGCUUUUCACCGAAUGACUCCCUUACUUUCUCCCCGUAUCACUUUAGGUCAGUUUUCAUUGCAAAUGUUAUUAUUGGGUGCUUGUUUCAUGUGACAUCGGCUCUGUUUGCAAAGGGAAAAGAGUGGGGGUUUCACUUUGGCUUCGAAAGCAAUAUUUGGAAAGCACUGUGUUAUGCCAACUCAAUGAAAAAUUGAACAACGUUUCCCAAACUCGUUUUAUUAUGAAUGAAAUCAGGUCUUUGCAAGUGGAGAAAGUCCUAUCUCAAAAUGUACGGUGAGCUGUUCCUAUCAAUGUUGCUUCUUUGACUUAAAAGGAGGAAGCUUUAGAAAAGAUAGCACACCGUAUGGUUUGAGAUUGGAAUUAUCUGGGAAGACCUGGAUUAAAUGUUGAAACUUAAACACAUGUGCAAGCAACAUACAAAGUAUGCUGAGAUUAAUCUUGAAGAUAUGUUUGAGUAAUGACUCAUAAUUUUUAGAUAUAAGCAUAAUGAAUCUAUUUGUGGUAAGUUAUUGUUUUAAUUAUGUUAUGAUUCAUAAAAUGUGUAUUUUAUGUAAGCUGUGAUGAUGCUUAGUUGUUUGGGAAGCGUUAAAUUGAAAUUAUAGGGAACUUGAAUGUUGAUUUCUUAUUACUUAUUCACUUGAUCUCUUUUUUAAUAGUUUUUUGUAUGUUAUUCAUUUAGUUUAACUAUUUUUAGCCUUAUUUUUUUAGGAGCUUAACAACGAAUCACAGUAUUCAUGAAAAGAAUGUUCAAACUGUUGCUUCUAAGUUAAAGCAAAACUGUCUCAGAUCUUUAAUAUAAUAGACUACAGUCUUAUAAGAUCACAUCUUGAUACUAUAAUCUGUUAAGUGACUUAUGGAAUUAUUUUCCAAAGACACACAUUCCAUGCAAAUAUUUUCCAAAGAAACACAUUCCAAAGACAACUUCAAUAGUUGUAUGAUCAAAUCAAAUGAUAACAUAUUUUAGCCAUAGUUUGAAUAUUCGAUUCAACAUAGUAUUUAACAUGUUGACUGUCAUAGUGAAGUAUAAUGCAUUUAGCAGGAAUUAGUAAGUUUAUAAAUACCAAUGAUCUAAUUAUGCGAUUUAAGUUAACUUUGCAUUGUUUGGGACCUGUAGAACAGUCAACGUGUUAAGCUGAAAAUAAUAAACUGCCCAAAGUUGAACCCGUAGCUUGCGGCUAGUAGAAUUGUUUGUAUUAUUUAUGUAGAAGGGACGCUGGAUCGUUUACCCCUCCUUGGCUCUUUAUGGAAGCGUUUCGUUUCUUCCCCAAAGCUGGCCUUUGGGUGAAUAAUUUGUGGGAAACGUUUUUUAUAUCACUUGGUUGAUCCUUUAUCAUAUUUAGACGCAACGCACAUGUUUUAGGCGCUACGUCAAUGUCGCAAACUGAAGUGAAAAAAUAAUUCUCGUUUAUCGUCAAAACAAUUGCGAUCGGACGAAAGCUUAUUUCGAAAAAUCCUCUAUCCGUUACACAUCUUUUUUCUUUCCAAACGAAAAUCCAUUUUUGGUGAACGUACAGACAAACUUGCUUUCCUGUUUGCGCUAAAAAGUAUUUACAUCAAUUUCGUACAUAUACGUUACAAAACGAAAGAGCACGUUUGAAGAAAAAUAUUCUGUUCGUUCACUUUAAAUACGAUUGAACAUAUAUAUAGUCUAAAAACGGCUUUCUUUAUCGUUAACGAUAAGACUAAUUCACGUGUUUUGUUUGACCGAUACUAUCAGUCGAAAUAUAUAUACAUGUAUGUAUACGUUUAACAGUUUUUAAGUUCGUAGAGACAACUGUACAACUUGAUGUCUAAAUCGAUAAUAAAUAAAGAUGCACACUUUUUACCUACGAAUUAAUUGUUACUCUUUCCGACUGUACCUGUAUGUUAUAAUUUUAUUUACAUGACCUCGUGUUAAAUCAUAAAGUUUGUAGCUUUAUAGUCAAGUAAGAGGUGCUCAUGUAAAACAGGGGGUUUCCCUAAGAGCCAACACUUGCCCUCUUCAUACAACUUUCACGUAAACAUAACGGAACUGUCAUAAGUUAGGACACCCUAUAUAUAGGAAAUUUGUAUGCUCUACGUAUAUCUGAUACGUGAGAGUUUUAUGAUAAGAGGAAACCAAUUAUAAUGAAUCAGUCAGUUGAACGUGUCACAUAACCUUUAGAUAAACGCGAACUAAAACAAACAUCAACAUAUACUGUGUAAUAUUGAAGGUUAACUUACAACUUUCGAUAGUGAACUAUAUAGAUCAAUAGAAUUGCUCGUAAUUUAACUAAUAGUGUUCUUCAUGAACUGCCCGUACGAUCGCACAGUAGAAUUGAAAUUAGAACAGUGUUCAUUGAUAGUCCUCGCACACUUAACAAAAAUGAAUCAUGAAUUAGGUUUGGCGCGUUCUUUGAGUCAUCGAUAGGUUAUCAUGCGCACCUAACAAACAAAUUGUAUGCUGAAGUUCACUCGAGUUUAGAGCCCAAGAUGGCCGCGAUGACAGAUACGUCGAAGUAUCAAUUGAAUGUGGGAUACGCCUAAAUUUUCAGCUUUCAAUGACAUAUCUUUUAGAAACUGUAAUACAAUGAACGUGAUAAGUUCGUGCAGUGGUUUGAAAGGUGGAGGAUGUACGAGGAACAAAUGACUUCUGUAGGCGCGCAACUUGUCUUAAUUCGUACAUACAAGGUUGUGAUAUUUAUGCGUUAACAAAUUUGAACUACUGUUAAAAUAAAAAAAAAAUGGAGGCAAUUGUAGAAUAUAAUUAUGAAGCACAAGAGCCUGACGAAUUAACAUUAAAGAAAGGAGACAUUAUCACAGAAAUUGAAGUAUUGGCAGGUGGUUGGUGGGAGGGUACUCUAAGAGAUAAACGUGGCAUGUUUCCUGAUAAUUUUGUUAAGGUAUUAAAACCUGUGCCAAGUGGAACAGUUGGCAGUACAGGAAGCGGGGGAAGUGAAGGAGUCAAUAAUAAUAAAUCUGAAGAUGUUACGUUAAGAAAUGAUGGAUCUAGAAGACGAUUUUGUAAAGUACUGUUUGAUUAUGAACCUUGUAAUAAAGAUGAAUUAACUCUGGUACCUCAAGACACUAUAGAAUUUUUGGGAGAAGUGGAAGAUGGGUGGUGGAGAGGUCGACUUAAAGGCAAGGUUGGAGUUUUCCCUUCGAAUUUUGUGUCUCCUCCAGUAUACGAAGAGCCUGAUAAGCAUAAACAGCAAAAUAAAAAAGAACUGUAUAAAGUGCUUUUCCCUUAUAAAGCUGCCAAUGAUGAUGAAUUAACAUUGAACGAAGGAGACAUAAUAACACUCCUAUCGAAGGAUGCCUCUGACGAGGGUUGGUGGAUAGGCGAAAUAAAUGGUCGAAUUGGUUUAUUUCCAGACAAUUUUGUUGAAAUAGUUAAUGUUGCACCAGAUCAAACAGAUCAUGAACAAAGACAAGAAACUUCUGUUAAGUCAGCUGCAAGACAUUCUUAUCCAGCAAAAAAGAGCGAGAAAGUUCACACCAGGAAAAGUUUAGAUGUUCAACUACACACAGAAGUAAAUAAGAAAGCCAUAUCGACAUCGGCCUCUUCUUCAACAUCGUCAACUUCUCCAGGAAUUGGAGAAAGUAAUGAGGAUAGAAAAACUAUAAGUUAUUCAAUCAUAUCGAGUUUGAAACGUUUCCUAGGUGAUGUGGGAACCAAUAACGGUAACGAAAAUACCAAUAUAAGUUUGGGUGAAGAGCUAGAUGUGGUAGAACGAAUAGAAGGAGCACCGCUUUCGCACUUAACAGCUUCUCGAGCUAAAGCACCCCGCCGACGUCCACCUUCUUCGCAACGUUUACGACGUUACACUGCUGGACCAACAAUUACCACUACAACUACUACAACACCUGAAGAUACUUUAGCAAAUGGAAAUGGAGAUACCAUAUUAAAACAGAUACGAGAGAAAGAACCUGAAGGACUAGCGGCGAAGGCAAGGAGAAAAGUACCUUGGGUAAAAGAAUUAAAAUUGAAUCACAUAGAAAGGAGAAAGAUCGGAUUAGUUGAUCAUAUAUCUGAUAUAUCUGAACUAAAGAAGAAAUUUAAUAAUACACGAGUGUCACCAACAACGAAUGUCGCGAAACCAAUUAAAAAGGACAGCAGUCAAAAAUCCAAUACGUCUUCACAACCAGAGCAGACCUCACCUACUAGUGGAACUCCUGCUUAUGUUCCAUAUGAAGUCUUUAAUCAACUUUUAGAAAGGGUUGCCAGCUUAGAAGAAAAACAAGCAAUGUUACAAGAAUCACUGACAGAGAUUUUGGAGCAGUUUGUAGUUACUAUAUCUUCACUAAACAACGUAACAAAUUAAUGGAUACCAGCACACAAAUUCCACAGUACGUUUUUAUAUAAACUUUUAUUGUUCUGGAUUUACUUUCCAUCAUAAAUGGAAAAGUUAGCUUAUAAUUACCAUACAAUUGUUAUAUUUAUUCAUCAUAGUAAUGACAUUUCUUAUGUUUUUUUUUCACUAACAUGGUAACAGUAUUUAUCCAAUUGGCCAUAAAACAAAACAUUCCAUGUAUCGUUCUUUAUUUAAGAAAGUAUUCUAAUGUUUUUUUAUAGUUUGCGUAAUAUCAUUGCAAUAACACAAAUUACUUACUUUGAAUAACACUUACAAUUUUAAAAAGAUCUCACUAAAAAUUGUUUCAUCAAUUUUUCAUUUAAUUUAAUGAAAACUAUGUUAUGCGUUUCGUUGUAACGUUUAACGAACGUCCAAUGUAUGUCCAUAAUUAUUUUGAAGCACUUUCGGUGCUUCUAAAAAAAUUGAUCUAUCGUACUGAUAUAUUUCUUUGAACUAUAUCUUCAAACUAUAAGAGUGUAACGGUACUUAAAUUGACAAUGAUCAAUGCAUACUAUGUUAUCUACCUUUUUGUUAAAAAGCUGCCUCACGUUUAUGAUACAAUCGUGAUUACUCUUACGUUUAUUAAGUAACUGAAGUUCCAAUAUAUGCGUUUACUUCUUUUCUAUUUUCAUAACUUUGUUACUUUGUCAUAAAAACGUCAACAGUAUUUAAUUUUGAUUAGUAUCAUUUAGAAAAUGUUAUUAAGCUUAAAGUGAGAUAGAUUAAAUGCAUUUAAAUUAUUUUUUUAAAUCAUUAAAUAUUCCCUAUCAUAUAACUUGAAAUGGUGCUAUGAAAUAAAACACUUGUGAUAUGUUGUAUCACGUACGACUAAAUGAGGCAGCGAACUACAAUUAAAAACUUUUGUCCUAAAUAAACAAUAGAGCAACAAAAUAUGUUGAAGCUCGCUUUAAAAAAAAUGCAUAUUAAAUAACUUUGUUCCAUAUAAUCGCAAAGUUGUUGAAUACUUGAAAUCUUUUUAUUUUUUUAAAAAAACAAAAUCUUAAGUAAAUAUAAUGAAACGGAGUGAUUAGAGAUAUAUGAGAUGAAUACAAGCCAAACAAUAUUUAAUUCUUUACAUCAGUAUUUGACCAAAUAUACUUUUACAUCUUUUAUUUAAAGGAACAACAAACUUAAAAGUUUCCUUCGAUCAUAAUCAUUAUGUCACACUAUGUGUUAGUUAUAUGCAAGUAUGUAAAUACACAGAUUAUAAAUGAAUCGGAAAAAACAGUAAAAUUCUGUUCUAAUUUGCGAUUUAGAUGAUAAAUAUAUCAGCUUAAAAAUUCUAGUCUAAAACAAACAGAUUGCAAUGAUUAUAAGGUUGAAGUGCCAGCGCUAAUGAAACUAACACUGUCACAAUGAUGUCGUUGUUAAUAGGUAUAUUCUUCAAAAAGUAAUGAUUCAAUUUUUGCACUUUAUUAAAUACCACAAUUUCUUGGUCAAAUAAAUUAUAAUUUUCGUAACAGAAAUGACUUCAGGUUAUUAUGUAAACUAAUAUGUGCUUCAUGCAUAAAUUAUACGUCACUACAUUUUGAAGGAUAUCUAAUGUAUUAUAUAAGUAGAAUACGUUAGUGUUGUAUAAAACUUUUAUACGUUUCAGCUGGAUGUAGCUUAUUUAAGUGGGGUAUAAGUAUAGCUAAGUGAAAUUAAAUAAUCAUAAAAAUACAAGUGUUUGUUCUAUGUACAAGGAAAAGAAUUGUUAAAUUUUGGCAGCUUUAGAGUUAGAUAUACCUUUGUUUACUUUCUUAUUAAAUGUAUACUUUACAUUGCAGUUGCUUAUCACUAACUCUAAUUGCGUACCAGAUGACACAUCUUUAUAAACAUAUAGGAUCGAUGUAUAACAACUUUAAUUAAGAAAAUUUUUAUAAUCAUGCCAUGAGUACAAGUCUUCUAAGACGUUUAUUUGUAAACUAAAAGUUGCAAAAUAUCUAUGUGCAUAUAUAUAAUACUAUAAUCAUCAGUGUGCUAUAACUUACUACAAAAUUUCUUCUUAAAUUAUGCUUGAAAAGUAUUAGUUCAUAGUAUCCGUCCCCAAAAGAACAAGAGCAUAAAUUUGUUGCAAAGAUUAAAUUCAAAAUAUUAGUUUGAUAUAAAUUAAACAGGUUUUUACUUGAAUACAUUUCAAUACAGUUUUUCAUGUUUCUCAUCUUUUUUCCAAUAUAUAUUCCUGUAUAUACAUAACUUGCAUGUUACGUAUAAUAAUAUAAUAUUAACGUCGUCCUAAGCAUAUCUGAUUUCUCAUCAGUUGUUCGAAUAAAUGCAGUAAAUGAAUAUGAUGAAAAAUAAAUAAUGUUAAAUUUGAUCAAAUUUAAUCUUAACAAAAGAACAAGUAUCGAACAACAAAUCUCUAUGUUUCUAAUAAUUUUUAACCUUUUGCAGACUUCUACAAAAAACCAAAAAGUUAUAAAAAUCUUUAUAAUAUGUAAUGGUAGUAUAUUUUCAUAGUUUCACGUGCAACCAAUUUAGUUCACAAACGACACAGCACACUGACCAUGUUCAAAAAGGUCCAGUAAUCAGUAUUGUUCCACGCAAAUCAAUAUCAGAUACAAAUGUUUUUAUACUUUUAUAUAUUAUGAGAAUCGAAGCUUUAAUAUAAGAUUUUUAUGUAGAAAUACGUUUACACCCUAUAAAAUCAUGACUUCUAUUUACAAAUAUAACAUGAAUUUCGUACAUUCUUGCAGAAAAGUAAUACUUGACAAUAAUAGUCCUAAGUGAAAGGAAAAGGAUUUUUUAAUUUUGUUUUAAGUUAGUUUAUAUCACUUUAAUGAUAUAUUUUUUUUCAUUUUUAUAGUUACAAUUUUAAAUGUGCCUAAUUUAAAAUUGUUUUCAUAGGAGAAAAAGAAACAUUGUCUUCCUUUACAACUAAUAUAAACUAUCAUGUUAGUUGGAACAGAGCAACGAUUUUUUGAAUGUAGUAAUGAUGUGUGUGCCAUUGAUAGCAUUUUUGUAUAAAUGAGACUACUAAAGCUUGCCUUGUACAAAUUUUUUAUAUUUUCCAUCACGUUUUCAAUCGCUUUAUAUUUCUAUGUAUAAAACGAAUAUGAUCAUUAAUGCGUUAGAAAUUAGUUCUUCACAAAUUGCACGUUAAUCGAUUAAAAUUGCCGGAUACAUGAUUGCACAUUUUGUAAUAUCCAGAACAAAACUUGUUAUUUGUGUUUGCUUGUAAUUCGUAGUUUUUAUUUAAGCAAAUGGAAAUGACAACUUUCAUAAAAAGACAUUAGAAAGCAUGUUUACUGCAUUUUAUAUCUAUUGAGUUUGCUGUUGUAUUAUGAUUUGAAAGUCAAUCGUACUGAAACUGACUAAUGGAAAUUGUUCCAUUAUGCUCGUUGCUAAGUGUACAAUGAAAUUAUAAACUAAAAAUAAAUGUUUUUAUAAUAUGGGAUAAACGUACUGCAUUUCAGAUAGUUAUUGAUUGACAGUUUCUGAACUGUAUGACAUAUGCAUAAUUUGUAUACGUAUUGCUCGCAUAAUAUGUGAAAUGUUUUAAAAAUUAAAUAUUUUCAUUUUGUAUAAAUACUUGCAUCGAAUAGUGUUAAGCACCGAGACACUGAUAUAAUCAAAUUGUUAUUAUAUAGCGUAUUUUUAUUCGCUCCUAUACCAUUCACAAAAGUAUUGACACAGCGUAGCAGCUGGUUUUUAGUUAUUAAGUGAUUACUUUAGAAAGCAUGUGAUAGAAGAUAAAAAGAUAACGAAGAAAAGCACAAUUUUUAGGUGUAUAGUUAUAGAGUUGUAUACGUGUAUAUAAUCAAGAAAAAGUGAGAAUUGUAUUUUUUUUCUUUCUUAUGAAUCUUAUAUUCUUAGCAAUUGGAAUGUGUAAAUAAUUUGUUAGGUAAAUCUUUUUCUGCUAAUAAUGAAGAAAGGCACUUGUAACCGUAUAUUAAACAUCUGUAUAUAUUUAA
Messenger RNA from Megachile rotundata (alfalfa leafcutting bee), 12019 nucleotides. RefSeq lists its product as uncharacterized. The record is from RefSeq and is a predicted model, not a curated record. Lineage: Eukaryota; Metazoa; Arthropoda; Insecta; Hymenoptera; Megachilidae. Gene Ontology annotation, molecular function: protein binding.